AUGGACAGCAAGAUGAAGUCCAUGUAUUACCACCAAGUUGGGAAUUUGGUUGAUCAACAACCUGGUAGAAAGAUGCCACCGCCUCCGGAAAAUCCAAUACAUCCCGACCGAGAUCACUUCGCCGGGUACGGUCCGGCAGCAACGGCGGGUUCAAGAUCCAUCCCCUCUGCAUCCAUGAGCCCUACCCUUGAUGUGGGUGAUCGUAUAAUGGCCGAAAAGGUUUCAUACAUCUUUUGGAAGCCAGAAGUUUCAGAUAUUGUGAUCUUCAAGGAUCCUCCCAUUCUUCAGGAAUUUGGCUACAGUUCUGGUGAUGUAUUUAUAAAAAGAAUUGUAGCAAAGGCUGGAGAUUGGGUUGAGGUAAGAGGAGGUAAACUACUAGUGAAUGGUGUAGCACAAGAUGAAGAAUUCAUCUUAGAGCCAUUAAAAUACGAAAUGAAACCUAUGGUAACUUUUUUUCCCUUCAACUCCAUAUAAAGCCUUCAUUAUGCUAAUU
Molecule: messenger RNA, 493 nt
Organism: Lactuca sativa (garden lettuce)
Lineage: Eukaryota; Viridiplantae; Streptophyta; Magnoliopsida; Asterales; Asteraceae
Source: RefSeq, a predicted model, not a curated record